Messenger RNA from Salvia splendens (bonfire salvia), 2250 nucleotides. Its product is annotated as dynein regulatory complex subunit 6. The transcript is spliced from 16 exons. Gene Ontology annotation, molecular function: protein binding. The record is from RefSeq and is a predicted model, not a curated record. Gene Ontology annotation, biological process: SCF-dependent proteasomal ubiquitin-dependent protein catabolic process. Lineage: Eukaryota; Viridiplantae; Streptophyta; Magnoliopsida; Lamiales; Lamiaceae. Gene Ontology annotation, cellular component: SCF ubiquitin ligase complex. Bases 277 to 2013 code for a protein of 578 amino acids.
UUUGUCUUAUUUUCUAUUCGAGAUGACACUCUGUGUGUGUGUUCUCGCCUUUUCUGGCUAAUAUGAUCAUCAUAUGUAUGCGUGUGUAUGUGUGUGUGUUUUCCCUAUAUGAUGUCAAUUGACGACUGUGAUCGUGAUGAUUGUUGAGAUGGAGAGCUUGAUCAUGCGUGUGUAUGAGGUCAUGUUCCUCUUGUACCCCUGACAUUCGUAACAAAAUGGGGAAUUACACUGUUUCACUGCUGCUUUUGUGAUAGCAUAGAUAAUAUACUGCUGUAAAUGGGGGGAGCUUGUUCAAGGAAGCGUGAUCAACAGGCUAACGACGAUAACAUCAACAGAGGAGUAUCUGGGAGAUAUACUAAAAGUGGGAGCUCAAAAUGGCUUGGGGGUUCAUUUUCUAGAGCUUCUAUGGAUGCUAGCCAGGGGAAACAAAGAUGCCCCACGCUUAUGGAUUUGUGCAUAUACAAAAUUAGGGAGGACAUAAAUAAAUAUGGCACUUUCUCCAUGCUGCCAAGGGAUAUAACUCAGCAGAUUUUUGAUGAUUUGGUCUGUUCUCAAUGCCUGACUGAUACUUUACUUGAAGCUUUUCGGGACUGUGCUCUUCAGGAUCUUAGUUUGGGGGAGUACCCAGGAGUUGGUGACAGUUGGUUGGAUGUUGUAUCUUCUCAGGGUUCGUCAUUGCUCUCUUUGGAUAUUUCAGCUUCAGACGUUACUGACUCUGGGUUAACUUAUCUCAAAGAUUGCAAGAAUCUUCAGGCCUUGAAUCUCAACUACUGUGAUCAGAUAUCGGACAAGGGUCUUGAACAGGUUAAUGGUCUCUCAAACCUGACUACACUCAGUUUUAAAAGAAACAGCUCGAUUACCGCCAAAGGAAUAAGUUCUUUGUCUGGCUUAAUCAAGAUGGUGAAGUUGGAUAUGGAGAGAUGUCCCAGGAUCCAUGGAGGACUUGCUCACUUAAAAGGACUUGAAAAACUUGAAAUGCUGAAUGUCAACUGCUGCAAUUGCAUCACCGAUGCUGAUAUAAAGGCUAUCUCAGGCCUGACAAGCUUGAAGUCAUUACAAAUUGCAUCCAGUAAGGUUACUGAUAAUGGUGUAGUCUUUCUACGAGACUUGAAGAAUCUCUCUCUCUUGAAUAUGGAAGCUUGCCCUGUCACUGCUGCUUGCUUGGAGUCACUUUCAGUUCUUGGUGCAUUGCAAUAUUUGAAUCUUAGCAGAUGUGAUUUGAAGGACAAUGGAUGUGAAAACUUUUCAAAGAUGCAGUCUCUGAAAGUGUUGAAUUUAGGGUUCAAUGAUAUCUCAGGUGCAAUUUUGGUGCACCUUAAAGGUCUCAUAAAUUUGGAGAGCUUAAACCUUGAUUCUUGCAGGAUUAAAGAUGAAGGGAUUCUUUACCUUUCAGGUUUAACGCGUCUAAAGUUUUUGGAGUUGUCGGAUACUGAAGUUGGGAGCAGCGCGUUACGCCAUCUUUCUGGACUGGUUAAUCUGGAGAAUUUAAAUCUAUCAUUUACUGUUGUCACUGAUGGUGGCUUGAGAAAGUUAUCUGGCUUAUCAUCUCUCAAGUCCCUCAAUCUGGAUGCACGUCAAAUUACGGAUGCUGGCCUUGCUGCUCUUACAAGUCUGACUGGAUUGAUGCAUCUGGAUCUUUUUGGAGCACGGAUUACUGAUUCUGGAACCAAUUAUCUCCGAGCAUUCAAGAAGCUACGCUCUCUGGAAAUCUGUGGUGGUGGAUUAACGGAUGCUGGAGUAAAGAACAUUAAAGAUCUUACAUCCUUGACACUGCUGAAUCUAUCUCAGAACAGCCUCUUGACGGACAAGAGUUUGGAAUCAAUCUCUGGGCUUACUCAACUUGUUUCCUUGAACAUGUCGAACUCUCGGGUGACGAGUGCUGGUUUGCGUCAUCUGAAGUCACUCAAACACUUGAAGUCGCUUACGCUGGAGUCGUGCAAGGUGACCGCGAACGACAUCAAGAUGCUUCAGUCAACGGAUCUCCCCCAGCUAGUGAAUUUCAGGCCAGAAUAAAGCGAGCCUGCACGGAUCCAUCGUACAUAAUUCGGGCGGGGUCAGUCAUCAGGAUUUUGGCUGAAAUAAAGCCGCGCAUCAUGAAAAUGAAUUGUACAUAAUUUUGAAGUUUGUUAGUUCUUGAAAUGUCAGCGGCAAUGUGGCAUGUGUUCUGCAGCCCAUCUCCAUAGAUGGAAAUGUAUAUAUAUAUAUAAGUAACAACUUUCGUUGGUAUUUCUGUUGAGAUAUUUGUUUUUA